AUGGAACAGCAGGAGGAAGGGACUGGGCCCGAAGGGAACAACCCGUCCCUGCCAUCACCUGGGCCUGAGCCGUGGCCCUCUGGGCCAUUCCCAGCCUUGCCACCUUUUCCCCUGGGGACCCCAGAUCCAGCCCACCUGGGGCUCCCUGAGAGCUUGGCCUCUGUCACCGUCCCCAUCCGUCUGGACGCCCUCUCCUACCUCCUGCACAGUGCCCUGCUGGGGGCCUACACCUUUCAACAGUCCUUGCCCUCCUGCCCCUGCAACUCACAGGCGUGCCGCUCCCAGCCAGGCACCGCCACGAGGCCAUCCAGGGGACGUGGGGGCUGGGACGUCCGACGCAGGCCAGGCCGGGGCCAAGGCCAGCCGCGAUGGGGACCCAGAAGGGUGGAACAGCCGGAGAAGGGCUGGCGGGGGGGGUCUGGGGCUGGCCCCAAGACUCCCCCGGUGAUGCCAGCCUCACCACCAAGGCUGCCUGCCCAGGAUGGGAAGACGGAAGCCGGAGGUCGGGAGACACCCCACGACGUGCCAGCAGCUGCAGCAGAAAACUGGGACUCAGAAUACUAGGACCCUGAGGGUGCAGCUCCCCAAACUCCUGAGAGGGCCCCUCAGGGUCACCAGGAGGGUUUUCCUGGAGCCCCAGGGUGACCUCAGCUAUGGCAGAGAUGCCCCAAGAAACAUCGUGCUCCCAUCUCUUUUCCCCCAAAACCAUAGCCUCCUGCCAGUCACCCCAUGAAACAUGGACCCGACCUAGGAUCCCACACCAGAGAAAACCCUGAGCCUCACCC
Lynx canadensis (Canada lynx) is the source of this 785-nucleotide messenger RNA. RefSeq names its product chromosome E2 C19orf84 homolog (gene CE2H19orf84). NCBI's taxonomy places the organism in Eukaryota, Metazoa, Chordata, Mammalia, Carnivora, Felidae. The record is from RefSeq and is a predicted model, not a curated record. Bases 1 to 564 code for a protein of 187 amino acids. The transcript has 2 exons.